This is a messenger RNA of Phycomyces blakesleeanus NRRL 1555(-), 1350 nucleotides long. RefSeq lists its product as hypothetical. The coding region runs from base 1 to 1350 and encodes 449 amino acids. The transcript is spliced from 3 exons. The record is from RefSeq and is a predicted model, not a curated record. NCBI's taxonomy places the organism in Eukaryota, Fungi, Mucoromycota, Mucoromycetes, Mucorales, Phycomycetaceae.
AUGCGAAUUUUGUGCAACAACAUAUUAUCUGCGACAAAUGUCAAACUCUCGGUGGAAGGCGGCCUUGAGGAUAACCGUUUCCAGCUACUCAGUUUUGAUGCACUUUUGAACUAUCAGAGCAGGAAAAAGUCCAAUCUCCCUGUGCUCGCUUCGACACCUGUGACGAUUAGUUUGUCUGAUAACAAGUCUAUCUUCGCGUAUGUAAACAUUCCCUCCGAGAAAUUGAAGCUGCUUUCCGCGAACCCUGUUAUAGCAAAGUCCAUGUUUUCCAUGCCUGACCGUACGUCUGACCAGUUCGUACGCUUACAACAAGGCGAAAAAUGGAGAACGCAUAGGAAUUUCCGGCCGCUGAUAUUUACACAUAACGAGAUUGACUUUUGGUCUGGUUAUGUUUUUGAGUUUGUCGGCGGCUCUACCAACAUCCAUUUCUUGGUAGUAUUUUCAUACGAUGGGAAACCCUGCUGUGUAUAUUUAAGGCUACAUGGCUUUAACUAUCUAAAGCGCAUAAAGCUCGAAACUCUUCUCGGUGUUGACUCGACCCCUGUUAAUGUUGCCCUAUGCUACAGCGUCUCUCCUGGGAAAGUGUUCCAUUUGAUUUCCAGGCGCAAGACCUUGCUGGAAGAGCCCCAUUUCUUAAAACGACAUGUACUAUACGAAACCGGAAAGCCGAUCGAUCCAAAGUUGUUUCAUAAGGUGAGGAUAGCGCCCAUUAUACUCUUCACCGACGACACCUCCGGAAACCGAUCAAAGCAGUAUAACCCGUACAAAAGCUGGUCGAUGAAGUGUGCUGCUCUCUCCUACGAAAAGAGAUAUUCAAUUGAGAACAUCCACUUUCUCUCUGUGAUCCCCAAGAAAAAGAGGGCAAGUGGAAUGUCCUUGUUGCCUACAAUCGUCGAAGACUUCAAAAGGCUUGAAAACGGACUGAUGAUGUUCUCUACCCAAGACAACGAAAACGUCCUAGUAGCAUCACCACUCCUUUGGGUCGAAGCUGACACACCAUGCCAUUCCGAACUCUGUGGUCUACGUGCCUCUACUUGGCUGUACCCAUGCCGGAAAUGUUACGUGGUGUUACAAAGAACUACUGAAAAAUUGAAGGAUGAGGUACACUAUAUGGGUAGACAUGAUAGCAGGACCAAGGAACAUUACUUAAUUGCUGCGUCUACCCUGGACAGAAGUUACACCGUACCAGAUGCUCCCCUGACUGGUAAAACUUUUAAAGCAAGUAAAGUAAGCUUCAGAAAUAGGGCAACUGAUGCAUUUGAAAUGGAGUACAGUAACAAUAACGAUUCGAUAUGUUUCAAUUUAGGAUUGUUGAAUAGACCCGCUAUUUGUAUUGUUGUGCCCCCGUAG